GGCGUGCAGCAUGGCGGCGGCGCGGCCCCGCCCCGCGGCGCCGGGCGGGAAACGGCGCGGCGCCUCCUCGGGCGGCGCCAUGGAGGCGGCGGGCGGCGAGGAGCGGCAGCUGCUCAUCCAGAGGCUAAAAGCUGCGGUUCACUACACUGUUGGCUGCCUAUGUCAGGAUGUUGCGGAAGACAAAGACAUGCAGUUCAGCAAACAAACCAUUGCAGCUAUUUCAGAGAUCACCUUCAGGCAAUGUGAAAACUUUGCAAAAGACCUUGAAAUGUUUGCAAGGCAUGCGAAACGAAGCACAGUCACUGCAGAAGAUGUGAAGCUUUUGGCUAGAAGGAGCAAUUCUUUGCUAAAGUAUAUCACACAGAAGAGCGAAGAACUUGUAUCAAGUAACAUGGAGCAAAAGGAAAGGAAGAAAAAGAAGUCCAGUUCAGCAAAGGCAGGGAGAACAGCUGAGGAACAAGAAGCAGCUGUGGCUGAAAGUGAAGAUUCCAACAUGGCAUGAUUUUCCUUUCAAGUAACUUCUCUGAUCAUCUUAUUACCCUCGUGCAGUCAGAGAUUGCUCUUGCAGGUUAGCAGCAGUGCUGAAGAUUUAGUCUUUUAGGUGAAUGUGAUUAGUUGGGUUUUUUUUUAGUUCCAAAGCUGAAGACCAUCAGAAUUCAGCAAAGUUUACAGACAAAAAUCACCUAAAUUGCUCACUAAGAGAUAUCUGUCACUAAAAAAAAAUUCUUUAUCUAACAAGUUUAGAGCAAAGCAUUCUUACUUGAGCAUAAGUGCACCUGCCUCUAUGCUGAUACUUAGUUUCUCCGCUAAUUGUGUGACUCUUCCUUGCUUCUGUUGUUAACACUUUUGUUUAGGUAUUUUAAUUUUUUCCCCCCUUUUUUUAGUAGCAUAUCUCUCACCUGUUGUCUUGAUAAUUAAAACCUUUUUUGUCACUUUUUCCUGUGA
Dromaius novaehollandiae (emu) is the source of this 945-nucleotide messenger RNA. RefSeq names its product centromere protein S (gene CENPS). NCBI's taxonomy places the organism in Eukaryota, Metazoa, Chordata, Aves, Casuariiformes, Dromaiidae. Gene Ontology annotation, molecular function: protein heterodimerization activity; chromatin binding. Gene Ontology annotation, biological process: resolution of meiotic recombination intermediates; replication fork processing. Gene Ontology annotation, cellular component: FANCM-MHF complex. The record is from RefSeq and is a predicted model, not a curated record. The transcript has 5 exons. The coding region runs from base 11 to 502 and encodes 163 amino acids.